Molecule: messenger RNA, 2918 nt
Organism: Salarias fasciatus (jewelled blenny)
Lineage: Eukaryota; Metazoa; Chordata; Actinopteri; Blenniiformes; Blenniidae
Gene: prdm1c
Product: PR domain containing 1c, with ZNF domain
Exons: 7
Coding region: 99-2462 (787 amino acids)
Biological process (GO): cell fate commitment; regulation of transcription by RNA polymerase II
Cellular component (GO): nucleus; cytoplasm
Molecular function (GO): RNA polymerase II cis-regulatory region sequence-specific DNA binding; protein binding; DNA-binding transcription repressor activity, RNA polymerase II-specific
Source: RefSeq, a predicted model, not a curated record
GAGAGCGAGAGAGAGAGAGAGAGAGAGAGAGAACAAGAGGACAACUACUGGUUGCUCACAGACACUCAAGCUCAAGGAGGGGAUAGACAGCCUGCCUUAUGUGUGGCUCUUCUCUAGGCUUCACAGCCUCCUCCUCUGAGUACAACAAAGCCAUGUUAACGUCAGAAAGAUCAUCACAGAGCAGAGGGCUCAGCAGUGCAGCGAUGCCAGGGACAGAGGAUGUCGACAUGACGUUGUGGAGGGAGGCAGACUUUGAGGAGAAGUGCACUUACAUCGUGAAGGACCAGCCUCUGGAAGAAGAGUCUGAAAAUCACAGAAAGACACAAGCGGAGAGAUCCUUACCCAGAAACCUGACUCUGAAACGCUGCCACAACUCAACAGAGGUGCUCGGCGUGUCCAGCAAGGAGCUGAUUCCUAAGGGCACACGUUUCGGCCCUCUGGUAGGGGAGAGUUACACCAACGAAACCCUGCCCAAAGACGCUGACAGAAAGUACUUCUGGAGGGUCUUCUCGGAGGGACACUUACACCACAUUCUGGAUGGUCUGAACGAGGAGCGAAGCAACUGGAUGCGUUAUGUGAAUCCAGCGUGCACUGUGGAGGAGCAGAAUCUGGUCGCAUGCCAGAGUGGCUUGGACAUUUUCUUCUACACAAUCAAGCCACUACGGCCAGGCCAGGAGCUUCUGGUGUGGUACUGCCCUGAGUUUGCCCGCCGGUGUGGCUACCCUCCGCUUGGACAGCUGGUUGUCGAGAAUAUCGAUCAAAGACAGGCUUCUGAGAAGACAACAGGAAAACGAGGACACAGUGUUUCUGAAAUCCUCAGAGAAGAGCCCUCCAAAUCACACUCUACCUGUCCGACACAUCUAGAAAGUGGUCCUGUGCCUCAAACCAAUGCCUCAGCAAUCUAUCCCAUGUGUCCUCAUGUUGUCUACCCAGUCAAACCGAUCUCAGACUCUAUCCAAAGCCUUAGAUGUGCACCUCUGCCAUCUAUACCAUCCUACAGCCCCCCAGCUGCCAAAAGACCAGCAUUGAAUAGUCCUGUCCCCUCCGGUGUGCACUUCACUUUUCAGCACAAUCAAAGCCCUGUCAUAGCCAAAGCUUAUCAAGAGCCCAUUGUGUUUGAUCAUGCUCAUCCUGCUCUGAGGCACAGUCCUUAUCUCCUGCCUCCCUACUCACUCAGCCUCCUACCUCAUUCAUACCCAUUCUACAGUGAUCAAUUGAAACCUCACUUUGCCCUCUCAUCCCAUUUACUACCUUUUGACAACUAUGCACGUUUUCUACAUCCCCUGGCCAACAGAUGCAAAGACUUUACGCUUGGUUCUGCUCAUACCAAACAAGAACUUAUUCCUUCGCCAACUAGUGAGUACAAAGACGACAAAGACCUCAUGUCCAAAAGGACAAACUAUCUCAGGAUCCCCUGCCAUGACCUCAGAGAUUACAAGCGCUCUUCUACCAGUCAUAUUCCUGCAGACCUCACUGUACCUGCCACACAUUGUGCCUCGUCCAUGGUAACAGAGCGCAAAGGAGCACUGCCUUCUCUUGCUCCUGGAGGAUGCUCACCACCAGUGGGAGUGGGCGCCUCGUCGGACUGCCACCCAUCCAAACCUACCUCUGCCACACAAAGCAACACUCAGGAUGCAAUGGACCUCAGGAAGAAACGAGGGGGGCAGUACAUUGGCUACAAGACCCUGUCCUACCCACUCAUCAGGCAGAAUGGGAAGAUCCGAUAUGAGUGCAACAUCUGCGGAAAGGUGUUUGGGCAGCUGUCAAACCUCAAGGUCCAUCUGCGAGUACACAGUGGUGAGCGUCCCUUCAGGUGUCAGACUUGCAACAAGAACUUCACUCAGUUGGCUCACCUGCAGAAACACUACCUGGUUCACACAGGAGAGAAACCCCAUGAAUGCAAGGUGUGCCACAAGCGAUUCAGCAGCACUAGCAACUUGAAGACCCACCAGCGUUUACACUCAGGUGAAAGGCCAUACCAAUGCAAGCUCUGCCCAGCUCGGUUCACUCAGUUCAUCCACCUGAAGCUCCACAAACGGCUUCACAGUGGGGAGCGACCGCAUCGCUGUCCUCGCUGUCCUUGUGCCUAUCUCCACUACUGCAGCCUGCAGGUGCAUCUCCAGGGCUUCUGCCCUCUGUCUCCCUCAGCGUCCCGCAGACACUCACCAGAGGAGCUACAUGGAGUCAACACAGAGAUUGAAAGGUUUGACUUGAGUGAAGCUGCAGAGCAGCUGGAAGCCAUGGCAGCAGAGGUAGAGAUGGACAAUGGGAUUGUUAUCGAACUAAUACAGAAGAUAGAAACUCGUGUUUCCGGCCACCUGGAUGGUGGCAGAGGAGAACCUAAGCUGAAGAUGUACAAAUCAGAAAAUCAGUGUUCUGGCGUUGUGCAGCAUCAUGACAGUCCUCUACCUCUGCACUCAUCCAGCAUCAAGCUGGAGUCAGGCUGCAUAUCAGAGUCCUAAGACAGCCUUGCUAAUCCAUCCAUAUAAUCCUUACAGGUCAACUCAGCAGCUGUCCGUUACUGCCCUAUUUGAAGUAAAGCCUUAUCUCAAUCAUGGAUUGCCUAGCUUAUACUGUAAAGAGAGAAGAGCUCAUGAAGAACCAAGACUUUACCAGCAUGGCCUGGGACCAGUAUUUUCUAUUUUUGAUUUGAUGUAUGCAUUUUUCUAAUUUAUUAAUUCUGUCAUUUUUACAUAAAUUGCAUCUCAUGACACAUAUGACAUUUUUCUUUUGUAUCUAUGAAUUAUCUUGGUGUAAAAACAAGUAAAUACAUGAUUAUGUAUGGAAGAUAAUUGCUUUUAUUUGUGGUUUUGCUGUGUGAGAAAGACAUUCUGUUUGUUUACACUUGCGUAAUUAUGUCUCCUGAUUAAAGUGACAAUCACUGACCAAACAAGACUGUGUAGUGGAAGUGGACGAAC